AUGACAGAAAACGAAAGGCACAAACAGAUCAGUAUUAGAGGGAUCGCGCCUUUAGAAAAUGUGGCUACUAUCAAGAAAUCGUUCAACAGGCACCUCCAUUACACCCUGGUCAAAGACCGUAAUGUGGCCACGGUACAGGACUACUAUUUCUCCCUAGCCUACACGGUUCGUGACCAUCUGGUCUCCCGGUGGAUCCGAACCCAGCAGUACUAUUAUGAAAUCGACCCUAAGAGGGUGUACUACCUGUCUCUGGAGUUCUACAUGGGCCGGACAUUGUCCAACACGAUGGUCAACCUGGGCAUUCAAAGCUCAUGUGAUGAAGCCAUGUAUCAGCUUGGGUUGGAUAUUGAAGAGCUGGAGGAAAUGGAGCUGGAUGCAGGUCUGGGGAAUGGUGGAUUAGGCCGCCUGGCUGCCUGUUUCCUCGACUCUAUGGCCACCCUUGGAUUGGCUGCUUAUGGCUACGGCAUACGUUAUGACUAUGGCAUAUUUACUCAGAGGAUCGAGAAUGGGUGGCAGGUUGAAGAACCAGAUGAGUGGUUGAGAUUCGGAAAUCCUUGGGAGAAGUCACGGCCAGAAUAUUGCCUGCCAAUAAAUUUCUACGGACGUGUGGAAAAAAUAAAUAAUAAAGACAAGUGGGUUGACACUCAGGUUCUGUUUGCUAUGCCCUACGACAACCCCAUCCCUGGCUACAACAACAACACUGUCAAUAGCCUGCGACUUUGGUCCUGCAAGGCUCCCAACAGCUUCCAUCUGCACUUCUUCAACAAUGGAGAAUACAUCAAUGCCGUCUGUGAACGGAACUAUGCAGAAAACAUCUCCAGAGUCCUGUACCCAAAUGACAAUAUGUUUGAAGGAAAGGAGCUUCGUCUGAAGCAAGAGUACUUUUUGGUUGCUGCCACACUACAGGACAUUGUUCGCCGGUUCAAGUCCAGCACAUUUGGACAGGCACAGGGAACUGCAGGCAGACCUUCAUUUGAUAAUUUCCCAGACAAGGUAGCAAUCCAGUUAAAUGACACACACCCUUCACUUGCCAUUCCUGAACUGAUGCGUCUUCUGAUUGACAUCGAAGAUGUCCCGUGGGACAAGGCCUGGGAUAUCACAACUAGAACUUGUGCCUACACCAACCACACCGUGCUGCCAGAAGCUCUGGAGCGGUGGCCGGUGGGCCUGCUAGGCCACGUUCUUCCUAGGCAUUUAUCCAUUUUGUACGAGAUCAAUGCGAGGUUUCUGCAGGAAGUGGGCAGACGCUGGCCAGGAGAUGGUAGCAAACUUGCUCGCAUGUCGCUGGUUGAGGAAAGCCAAGAGAAGAAAAUCAACAUGGCCAACGUGUGCAUCGUUGGCAGUAAGGCGGUGAAUGGAGUGGCUGCUAUUCACUCAGACAUCCUCAAGAAAAGCACUUUUAAGGACUUCUAUGAAAUGUUUCCGUCCAAGUUUCAAAAUAAAACUAAUGGAAUUACUCCCCGACGGUGGUUGUUAUUAUGUAACCCAGGCUUGUCGGACAUUAUUGCUGAGAAAAUUGGUGAAACUUGGAUUACCAACCUGUUUGAGUUGAGGAAACUGACUCCUUUCUCAAAAGACGAGGGUUUUCUCCGUAACUUUAUAAAGGUGAAGCAGGAGAACAAGAUGAGGCUGGCAAACUACCUGCAGACCAAUUACAACGUCAAGGUCAACCCAAACUCCAUGUUUGACAUGCAGGUCAAGAGGAUUCACGAGUACAAGAGGCAGCUGAUGAAUGUGCUGCACAUCAUCACAGUCUACAACAGGAUUAAGAGAAAUCCCCAGGCUCAGUACGUGCCCAGAACCGUCAUGAUUGGAGGCAAGGCUGCCCCAGGUUACCACCUUGCUAAACUGAUCAUCAAACUCAUCAACAACGUGGGGGCCAUCGUCAACAGUGACCCCAUAGUUGGCGACCGUCUCAAGGUGAUCUUCCUGGAGAACUACCGCGUGACCCUGGCGGAGAAGAUUAUACCUGCUGCAGAUCUGAGUCAGCAGAUCUCUCUAGCUGGCACCGAAGCUUCCGGCACCGGAAACAUGAAAUUUAUGUUGAACGGAGCACUGACUAUUGGCACGCUGGAUGGGGCCAAUGUAGAGAUGGCUGAGGAGAUGGGGCGAGACAACAUCUUCAUAUUUGGCAUGAAUGUCGAUGAAGUGGACGAGCUCUUCCGCAAAGGGUACAACCCCAAUGACUAUUAUAACAAGGACCCAGAACUCAAGCAGGCCCUGGACCAGUUAAACAGUGGCUACUACUCGCCUGACACCCCGGGACUCUUCAGUGAACUCUAUAACAUCCUCCUGAAUCAUGACAGAUUUGCACUUCUGGCAGACUACAGGUCUUACAUCGAAGCCCAGAAUCAAGUGUCAGAGCUGUUUAAGGAUCAGCUUCGCUGGGCAGCAAAGGCACUUCUGAAUGUGGCAGCAUCUGGAAAAUUCUCCAGUGACCGAACCAUCUCAGAAUAUGCCCGGGAAAUUUGGGGUGUGGAGCCAUCAUCGGUCAAAUUGCCAAAUCCUGGAGAAAAGACCUAA
Molecule: messenger RNA, 2523 nt
Organism: Candidula unifasciata
Lineage: Eukaryota; Metazoa; Mollusca; Gastropoda; Stylommatophora; Geomitridae
Source: the annotation of a GenBank genome assembly